AUGCUUGAGAGAGAUUUGCUUCUGGGAAACUGCCUGGUCGACGUUUAUGGCAAAUGCGGCAGCACAGUCGAUGCUCAGCUCGUCUUUGAUGCGGUUCUAACAAGAGAUUCGGUGACUUGGAUAUCACUGCUCGCUGGCUACAGCCUACACGGCGACGCUCGCCUCGUGUUUGAGUUUCUCCAGGCCAUGCAGGACGAUUCUUGUCGACCAAAUGCGGUGGCUCUCCUCUACGAUCUAGCUGCGUGUAGUCGCUCGGGCCUGGUUGACGAAGGGAAGCAGUGUUUGGAGGCAGCUGUAGCAAGGGGUGGUAUUGAGCCAGGGAUUCAACAUUACAGUUGCAUGGCAGACUUGUUGGGACGUGGUGGUGGAGUGGAAGCUAUGGUGGAAGCGAUGCCUCGGUCCUGGGAGGGGAACUCUGUGGCAUGGACGAUGCUACUGGAUGCCUGCCGAAAGUGGGGUGAACGUUGCGGUGGGAAAGGUGGCGUUUGA
Molecule: messenger RNA, 489 nt
Organism: Selaginella moellendorffii
Lineage: Eukaryota; Viridiplantae; Streptophyta; Lycopodiopsida; Selaginellales; Selaginellaceae
Product: pentatricopeptide repeat-containing protein At3g26782, mitochondrial-like
Exons: 1
Coding region: 1-489 (162 amino acids)
Biological process (GO): RNA modification
Molecular function (GO): RNA binding; protein binding
Source: RefSeq, a predicted model, not a curated record